Messenger RNA from Rhipicephalus microplus (southern cattle tick), 320 nucleotides. RefSeq lists its product as uncharacterized. Lineage: Eukaryota; Metazoa; Arthropoda; Arachnida; Ixodida; Ixodidae. The record is from RefSeq and is a predicted model, not a curated record.
UGGACGGCAUCAUCGACCAGCUUAAGGGGAUGGUGCAAGAAUUUGUUCAUAACAAAACAAAGGCCGGAAUGUUGAUUGAGAAGAUCGAGAGUACUCGUGAGUGUCUUAAUAUGACCGAAGGAAUCAGAGAGGAGGUAAUGAAAGAGCUCACCAGAAGUAUCGUCCCGACCAUGACUGAAUGUACCAGUAGGAUCAAGGGCACAAUGGAAGCUCCAGCAAAAAUAUCUGUAAUGGAAGAGUGCUUCGCUGAAAAAGUGCAGGAAUUCAUGAAAUCCAGCGGAAUGACACAAGAUGAAAGGAGGAUCCUUGACAAUAUCGGG